Mesocestoides corti is the source of this 918-nucleotide messenger RNA. The record is from the annotation of a GenBank genome assembly. NCBI's taxonomy places the organism in Eukaryota, Metazoa, Platyhelminthes, Cestoda, Cyclophyllidea, Mesocestoididae.
AUGUCGCAUCUGGCCCUGCGUCGGGCAGCAACUGAUUACCCAUCCUCUAAUGAUGACAGCCAACUAGUCUCCCCGUCCAGUGUUGCAAGCGGUAGCACCAGCAACACAUUAACUGCCAGUCUCCCCACAAGGCCGUUCCACGCAACCUCGCCUUACGCGGACAGCUUAAGUCAACCCUGUGAGAGAAAUCAAGCAUUAUUGACAGGAGAUGGUAGUGGUCGGUGGAACGUUCCGGAUGAAGACAGCGAGGGCCAAAAUCGUUUUGGUGAUUUCUCAGCCAGCAGCCACACCGACAUCUCCCACUUCUCGAAUUCAAAUUUCGACGCACCACUCCACUCUUUCAGUCAUUCAAUGACUCCUUCGUUGAAGAACUGGUGUUCGGUCUUCUACUAUGAACUAAACAAUCGUGUUGGUGACGUCUUUCAUGCAUCAAAACCUAAGCUAACUGUCGACGGCUUCACGGCUCCAUCUUUAGGCACUGAAAGAUUCAGUUUAGGUGGACUCAGCCAUGUUAAUCGCCCGCUACAAGUCGACAUGACUCGUCGUCAUAUUGUUGCCAUGCUGUUAUUAGUUGCAGCGUGGGGAGACACUUUGCAGCCAAGUGGAAUGGGAGAGGAAAGACAACGUUGGAAGGCGUUCGACCCUUUUAUUGCGCUGCUAAACGAGUUGCCGUGUGGUGUGACAGUGUGUUGUUGCCUACGUCUGACACUGAAAUCACUGAACAAGAGUGACUGCGCGUGGGAAGUUAAGAGGACUCAGGGGAUCGAACUCGGGCACACGUCUGACCCUGUGAGGUCCCAGCGUGAAGUGAAUAUGUCCACGCUUUCGGGCAUUGACGCCAAUCUCGCCUUGGCCAGAGAAAUGCGCUACUGGUUCCUUCUCAUGAAGCUUAAUGAAGAAAGUGCUGCUGGUGCAUAG